CCUGACUGUGCGUCUGUCUUGUUGUCCUUGUUGUGUCUUUGUCGUCGUCGAUAACAAGAAGACGGUCAGCUCAGUCUCUCGACGCUCGCAGCUUCCGUGUCACCAAGAAACGCCGCAAGAGUAGAAUCCGACGUAACCGAGUGAUUGUCGCUGUGACGUUUCAUCCUCUGCAAAUCAUCCUGAGCUGCGACUGCUCGGCUGGUAGUGUCUCAAUCUACAUAAUUGAGGCGACACAUCACGACAGCGACGUUGGAAAUACAAGAGAGGCACAAAUCCGCACGCCCGCUGCCCGCUGUCACGCCGCCGUCUGACAAGCCCCCGACACACGACACAAGGACGACACGUCCAGGACAAAAAGACGACAUCAUCGGCCUCUAUCAUACUUUGUCCAAGCAGACAAUGAAGCAAUAGCCGUCGACGCCUCUUGCGCAAUUCUUUGACAGUCGCUUUGUCGAACAACAAUGGCCAUGCUGGCUUCCAAACCCUCGUUUCCUGCCCCUCUGGGAGCAACUCAAUAUCCUUCCAACAGCGCCGCCUAUCGCUCUGUCAACAACGGAGUCUAUGGCAGCCCUACAGAAUCCGAGUUUUCUGAUUCAUCGAGGAUGUCUGAUACUGUCAAAAAUUGGGACGAACAACGCGUCGGCGAGUGGCUUGUCAGUAUCAACUGCGGCCAAUAUGUCGACAUUUUCAAGAGAAACAACAUCACUGGAGAGAACCUUAUGGACAUGGACCCUGCAACGCUGAAAGAGAUGGGUGUCAACAAAAUCGGUGACCGCGUCCGCAUUGGCUCGCAAGCAAAGCUGUUCAGGACAAGCGUCUAUAGGAAGACGAGUAAGCGGAACAUGAACAGGCUCUCUCUGGCUACACUCGACGGCAACGCCCAAGCCAAUGCCCUUCCUGCCUCAUCGCCGCGUGAACGAGCCGUACUGUCUACCACUCGGAUACAACCUCCGCCUACCUCCCUCCGCGACAAGCGUCUCUCCCGUCGCAUAGAAGGCCAAGACCUUGCAAAAGUAAACUCUCGUCCCUCAUCACCCUUGAUCGACCAAGAGAACCGAUCUCGCAUGCCUAUGCAGAAGAGCAGCAGUACACCAUACCUACCCAAGCCAUCUCAAAGGCUCACUCCCGGCGAGACCCCUCCACGCUACGGUGGUCCUGUGGCCGGUCAUAUCCGUUCAAGCCCAAGCGUCGACAACCUCGCUACAUAUAGCAGCGCUCUACCUGCCGAUAAGGCUUUGAUCAGAGUCAUCUUUGACAGUGGCCGCUCAUCCAUGAUCAACAUCGAAGGCUGCGAAACUGCUGAUGACAUCGUCCUUAAAACGCUCAAGAAGGGCGCACUCAACGAGAAUCACGUCAAGAACUUCUGCUUCUACCUGCUUGAUGGCUUCAACCCCGAGCCCAAGUACUGUCGUCGUCUGGGAGAUACCGAGCUGCUCCGUAUCUGCAGUGAUCGUGUGCGUGGCGAGAGAGGUCGUCUCAUGCUCAGAAAGAUUCAUGCUGGAGAGCCAGAUGGAGAGCAACUACGCAUUGCCGCAAAGAUCGCCGAAAAAGAAGCUCCUUCACCUCCAGCUAUUGAGGUACAGCAACCCAUCAACAAGUCAAAGAGCCACCUCAAGAUCGAACAACUCAUCGGCGAGCCCUUGGCUGCGGUCAGCUACCCCAUGUCUCCUGCCUCGGUGCUUGAGCGGGAGAGAAACUCAUAUUUUGCUGCUCAGCCUUCCAUCAACACUGCUGGUGCUCGCGCUCGCAAGCUAAAGGAGUUUUACGGCGCUCGUCCUCCAACCGAACUCAUCACUCAAGAUCUUACUUCUUACUUCCCUGAUAUCGAGAAGGAAGAAAUGGACAAGACUGUCCGCAUGUCAAUCCGUCGUUCACGCAGACUUAGUAGAGCUGCCAACCGUCUGAGUACUAUGAGUAGCUUCAGCGUUGCCUCGAGCUUGAAGGAUGCUCCUCCUCUUCCGACCAUUGCUGACAGCUGGUUGAAUACCGCCAAUCAACCCAAGCCUCUUCGACCGCUCUCCGUUGUACGUCUCGGCCGUCCCGUCUCAAACUACCGCGACUCUAUCACAUCUUCUGUUCUUGAGCCUCUCGAUGAGGAGUCACCCCUUGAGCCCAAUCGCAAGUCCUACGUGUCUUUCGGUGCUGACAGCGGCUCUGAUUCGAAUGACCGCAACGUUGCUGUGACCGACCCUGAAGGCAACACCAUCAUGCAGAGCUACUUCGAUGACACUGGUAGCACCAGUCCAGCAAACACCGAGAACGGUGGAUCUCUCAACUCUCGCCUGAGUCAGGUCAUCGCUGAAGAUGGUGAAGAAUCAGACGACGAACUAAUGGAGCACCUCGAGAAUGACAGUUGGGAGAAUCUCAAGUACAUGAAGGGUGCCAUGAUUGGUCAAGGCUCUUUCGGCACUGUUUACUUGGCUUUACACGCCAUAACUGGUGAGCUAAUGGCUUGCAAGCAAGUCGAAAUGCCGUCCUCAUCUGGCACACACCUCGACGCCAAAAAGAACAACAUGGUCGAAGCCCUCAAGCGAGAGAUAGGACUUUUGCGCGAGCUCAAGCACCCCAACAUCGUGCAAUAUCUCGGCUCCAACUCCGACGACUCCCAUCUCAACAUUUUCCUCGAGUACGUCGCCGGUGGUUCAGUAGCCACCAUGCUCGUCAACUACGGUUCUUUGGGUGAACCUCUGAUUGCCAAUUUCGUCAGACAGAUAUUAUCUGGACUGGCAUACUUGCACUCAAAAGACAUUAUCCAUCGCGAUAUCAAAGGCGCCAACAUUCUCGUCGAUAACCACGGUAGCGUCAAAAUCAGUGAUUUCGGCAUCAGCAAGCGCGUCGAGGCUUCUUCUCUGCUCGUCCCAUCCACAGGCAAACGCACAGGCCCCCGUGUCUCCCUCCAAGGCUCCGUCUUCUGGAUGGCGCCCGAAGUCGUCAAGCAAACCGCCUACACUCGUAAAGCAGAUAUCUGGUCACUCGGCUGCCUCAUCGUGGAGAUGUUUACCGGUGUGCAUCCUCAUCCUAACUGCACGCAGUUGCAAGCGAUCUUCAAAAUUGGAUCUUCAGCUGCGCAGGCAAGACCAGAUAUGCCUGAGCAGGCGAGUGAGAGCGCUAAGGAUUUUCUUGAGCGCACUUUCGAGAUUGAGCAUGAGAAGCGACCGUCUGCGGAUGAGUUAUUGGGCUAUGCUUUCUGCGCACCCAAGGAGCCUGGAUCCGCUUGAUUGAUUGCAUGUCUUUGUCAGCAUCUUUGGUCUUACCAGCGCUCUUGUGUGGUUUUUUUUCUCUUCCUUUCUUGUUUUUCUUUCUUUAUCUGGAUGUAAGCGUAGGAGCUACGGGGUUUGCUGUUCUUGUGUUUUUCUUCUACGUUCUUUUCACGUAUUCAUGAGUAUGUAAGUGUAUGAUAAGAGAUAGGAGAAUUGAGUGGUAUACGAAAUUGAGAAAAUGCUCUCGACGACAAGAACAUGAUGUUUUUCUCUUUCCGACAAGUUCUGUCUCUGAUUAUCGAUGUUUGGUGUCGGUGUGAUGACUAGAUCUGCUUUGGAGUGUAAUGUUGAAAUACAACCAGUU
Molecule: messenger RNA, 3564 nt
Organism: Aureobasidium pullulans EXF-150
Lineage: Eukaryota; Fungi; Ascomycota; Dothideomycetes; Dothideales; Saccotheciaceae
Product: Pkinase-domain-containing protein
Exons: 4
Coding region: 462-3218 (918 amino acids)
Biological process (GO): protein phosphorylation
Molecular function (GO): ATP binding; protein binding; protein kinase activity
Source: RefSeq, a predicted model, not a curated record